Messenger RNA from Diaporthe citri, 852 nucleotides. RefSeq lists its product as uncharacterized. Gene Ontology annotation, cellular component: vacuolar membrane; fungal-type vacuole. Lineage: Eukaryota; Fungi; Ascomycota; Sordariomycetes; Diaporthales; Diaporthaceae. Gene Ontology annotation, molecular function: L-cystine transmembrane transporter activity. The coding region runs from base 1 to 852 and encodes 283 amino acids. The record is from RefSeq and is a predicted model, not a curated record. Gene Ontology annotation, biological process: L-cystine transport. The transcript is spliced from 2 exons.
AUGGCUUCGGACGCGACCAAGACGCUAUCGAGCGUCAUCGGGUGGACCUACAUGCUGUGCUGGACGGCCUCCUUCUACCCCCAGUUCCUUCUCAACAUCCGCCGCCGCACCACGGUCGGGUUCUCCAUCGACUUCGCCCUUCUCAACAUCCUGGGCAUGACCUCCUACGCCAUCCACAACCUUGCGCUGUUCUUGUCUCCCGUCGUGAGGGCACAGUACGCGCACCGUUACCCCCGCAAUCCCACUCCGACGGUGCAGCCCAACGACAUCGCCUACGCCGUCCACGGCGCCGUCAUCACGGUCCUUAUCUACUCUCAGUUCUACCCGAGGCUGUGGCGCUUCGCUCCGAUCAAGGAUCUGAGGUGCAGCGGGUGGACUCUGGGGUUUUUCUGGGGCUGCAUCGCUCUUGUCCUGCUCGGCGCCUUCGUCGUCGGCCUGCAGCCGACGUCAUUCCGGUGGGAGUGGCUAGACGUGAUCUACCUCAUGGGCAAUGUCAAGGCCUUCCUCACCGUGGUCAAAUACGCGCCGCAGAUAUGGCUCAACAUCCGGCGCAAGUCGACCCGGGGGCUCAGCAUCUCCCAGUUCUCGCUGGACCUCGCGGGGGCCUUCCUGUCGCUCGUCCAGCUGUUCAUAGACGCGGCCCAGGGUGGUGACUUGUCCGCGGUGCUGGCGAACCCUGCCAAGUUUGCGCUGGGCAACGUCACCGUCUUCUUCGACCUGGUCGCCUUCUUCCAGCACUAUUACCUCUACCGUGGCGCCGUGGAUGAUGCGCUGCCUGCUGACAAAGUAGAUGCCGAGACGGACCCGCUCUUGCCUAGCCAUUCCCGUAGGACCACGCCUCAGACAUCAUGA